AUGACUCUUCAGAGGGAAACAAAAUUUGUGGCCGUGGAAACGUCGACAUCCUGUAGAAUGUGCUCCAAGCAGUUUGGAACUGUCCAUGCUAGGGAACACCACGAGAAACAAGAGCAUCACUUCACUGCUAGUAAAAGAGCUCAAAUGUCCACUGGAUUUAAAACAGAAAACUUCUUGGACUAUAAAACACCAGUGGAAAUAACAAAAUUUGUAGAAGCAAAACUCCGACCCGUUUCAGGCCCUGUAAGGUUAGCCUGCGCAUCAGAAGUUGAAGGCAUUAUUGCUUUCAUCAAGGAAGAGUUUCCAUUGCCAAUUACUUCUGUUACCAAGGGUGGUUCGUAUAUAAAGGGAACAGAUACACAAGAUUGGUCUGAUGUGGACAUAGUUCUUUUUAGCAAUGCCUUUGAAAGUUUAGAAGAUUGCCAAAGGAAAAUCCCAGAGGUACUAGAAGAGUUAGGAAAAAGACUGAUCAAAUCUUCAUGGACCAACAGGAUCAUCAUGCAGAAAAAAACACUGUUUUCCUUGAGGUUCUAUUUUAAGUGUUAUAAAGAUUGCCAUGGACACUCAUUUGAUAUCAUGCCUUGUUCAGACAUGCUUGGACCUGCAUUAUCAGCGGGUUUAAAAGAGAGCUUUUACCGCAAGCUCUACCUCUGUGGUGACAAUGAUAAAAUCCAGCUGUACACAAUGGCCCUGUUGAAGUAUCAAGCCGAAUUUGUCAAAGCAUCAACGGAGAGGGUGAAGGACCUCAUCCGUUUAAUGAAGCACUGGCUCAAAACCUCCUUUGCAAAGCCAACAGAGAAAAAUAAGUUUCGUAGGCUCCCUUCCUCCUACGCUGUGGAACUCAUCACUAUCUAUGUGUGGGAGCUGGCUGGGAAACCCAUCUUUUUCAGCUUUGUGCAGGGGAUGAGAGCUGUUCUCAAGCUUUUGGUUCAAUAUCAAGAAAUCUGCAUCAUAUGGCACAAACAUUACAGACCCAAUUUUCCAAUUUUCCAAAAGGUGUUUUUGAAGCAAACCAGGCCAUUUGUUCCGGAUCCUGUUAAUCCGACCUUUAAUGUGUGUGAGAACAGCAAUGCCUGGGAUGAAGUAGCUCAUGUGGCAAGACAGAGCCUGCUUAAGCCACUGUUCAAUGGCCUGCAAGCAAAGGAGCCUUGGCUUUUUACAAAUAACUGGUGA
Messenger RNA from Elgaria multicarinata webbii, 1173 nucleotides. RefSeq names its product 2'-5'-oligoadenylate synthase 1-like. The coding region runs from base 1 to 1173 and encodes 390 amino acids. Gene Ontology annotation, cellular component: nucleoplasm; cytosol; membrane. The transcript is spliced from 7 exons. Gene Ontology annotation, biological process: regulation of ribonuclease activity. The record is from RefSeq and is a predicted model, not a curated record. Lineage: Eukaryota; Metazoa; Chordata; Lepidosauria; Squamata; Anguidae. Gene Ontology annotation, molecular function: 2'-5'-oligoadenylate synthetase activity; double-stranded RNA binding.